Molecule: messenger RNA, 312 nt
Organism: Puccinia graminis f. sp. tritici CRL 75-36-700-3
Lineage: Eukaryota; Fungi; Basidiomycota; Pucciniomycetes; Pucciniales; Pucciniaceae
Exons: 2
Coding region: 1-312 (103 amino acids)
Source: RefSeq, a predicted model, not a curated record
AUGGAUUCUGAGGCUGAGUUGACCGACAAGGAGGUUUCAAGUUUGUUCGAGUCUGUCAGGACCGAACACCCCCCUGGAUCAACCUGUUGGGAUCAACAAAAUCAUCUAAACCAAUGGAUGUAUGGCCAACGGCACCGUCAGAGCAGGGUGAAACAUUUAACCAGUUUACCAGGUGGUCAAGCAAAUUCGGCCAGCAAGGGUGCAACACCAAGGGUUAGCAACAACAGCAGUGCCAGAACUUCCAGUCGAGGAUCUGCGUUGACGCAGGUCAGCUGCAAGUCACGCGAAAUCACCGCACGCUUCAGCAGCUGA